AUGCCUUUGUCUCUGUUCUCUCCUCUUCCUCUGCUCCACUCAUUCUCCUCCACCGUCGCGACAAAAGCCACCGUCCCGAGGAUCAGAGCUACACCGUCUAAAUUCCGGUUCACCGUCGUCAAAGCUACGCCGGAGAACAACGGUAGUAGCGAUGAGGAUCCAGCUUUCAAUCCAUUUGGCUUUGUCACGGACAAUCCGUCUAGCCGUAGCGCAAUUCAGCUGCCGGAAUCUCCGGCUGAAGACGGUAACGUCGGUCAGAUGCUCUACAGGACUGAAGAUAAAGGAAGAGAAUUUGGUUCGACCAUCAAAUCCGGGAAGCUUAGAUGGUUUGUAAGAGAAACUGGAUCAAAGGAGAGCCGUCGAGGAACCGUUGUCUUUCUUCAUGGAGCUCCGACUCAGUCUUUUAGUUUCCGGACUGUCAUGUCUCAGAUGUCAGAAGCUGGAUUUCACUGCUUUGCACCUGACUGGAUAGGAUUCGGAUUCAGUGACAAACCUCAGCCAGGAUAUGGUUUUAAUUACACAGAAAAAGAGUACCAUGAGGCAUUUGAUAAACUUCUGGAGGUGCUUGAGGUCAAAUCUCCUUUCUUUCUUGUUGUUCAGGGAUUUCUUGUAGGUUCGUACGGUUUAACAUGGGCGUUGAAAAAUCAAAGCAAGAUUGAGAAACUUGCGAUCCUUAAUACUCCACUGACCGUUUCAUCACCAGUUCCUGGAUUAUUUAAGCAGCUGAGAAUUCCACUCUUUGGUGAAUUCACGUGCCAAAAUGCUAUCUUGGCCGAGCGGUUCAUUGAAGGAGGUAGCCCCUACGUGCUGAAGAAUGAGAAAGCUGAUGUCUACCGUCUACCAUAUUUGUCAAGCGGAGGACCUGGCUUUGCCUUGCUCGAGACUGCGAAAAAGAUCAACUUCGGAGACACCUUGAGUCAAAUUGCAAAUGGUUUUUCAUCAGGCAGCUGGGAUAAGCCAAUGCUUGUGGCUUGGGGAAUAGCUGAUAAAUACUUGCCUCAGUCAAUAGCAGAGGAAUUUGAGAAACAGAACCCUCAAAAUGUCAAGCUUCGACUCAUUGAAGGAGCUGGCCAUUUGCCUCAGGAAGACUGGCCAGAGAAAGUUGUUGCUGCCCUCCGAGGGUUUUUCUGA
Messenger RNA from Microthlaspi erraticum, 1131 nucleotides. Lineage: Eukaryota; Viridiplantae; Streptophyta; Magnoliopsida; Brassicales; Brassicaceae. The record is from the annotation of a GenBank genome assembly.